AUGUCGUCUCCGGAAUCCGCCUCUGAGAAAGGAGUAUGGGAUACUAUGCAGGAACUAAUUCCUCUCGACAAUCAUCGUGCCGACAUCCGGUGGCUUCACGGCCGCGACGAUCAGGAUCUUCAAUGGGUGGGAGACAAAGAGGUCGACUUGUACCAUGCAUCGCACGAGGUUCAUGGACCACUUUGGCCUCAGAUCCUAGCCUCACGCGAGGUAGCAGCGUGGGAUCAAGUCAGAAAGUCAUGCAUAGUACUCAUUGAUUGCGAUAUGGACUCCAAAUAUCUCUGGGAAAACUUUCGUUUGAGUCAACUAUCGGUAUUGUGUCGUAGAAUGGCCCAACACAAGCGGUUGGACUUUCUUGAAGGCAAGCCCUUCGGAUCUCUGGUCUUCUUCAUGGGGGGCACGGGGGACACCAAACGCAGCGAGUCGGGGAUCGUUGCUCUGACUAUGAUGACAUCCCUAAUCUAUCAGGUCGUUGAAAGGUACGCCAGAAAGUGCUGCCCAGAUGAAGCUGGCAAUGUUCUGGCCUUCGAAAGCGUCAGGAGAGACGACAUCGAAUAUUUAUGCGGCUUUUUCAGGGAAUUGGUUCGUAAAGUGUCCUGGAAAGUCGAGCUUACCUGUUUUAUCGACUUUAUUGGUCGACAUGAUGCAGAACGGGGGAUGGACAUUGUGAUAAACAACUUGAUCGGUUUGGUCGAAGACCAAGCAGAGAUCGAAACACAAAAUCCACAACAAAUACUGAUGGCCACCCUGCGCUCUUGCCUUGAUGAGCAACAACCUUGA
Molecule: messenger RNA, 780 nt
Organism: Colletotrichum tamarilloi
Lineage: Eukaryota; Fungi; Ascomycota; Sordariomycetes; Glomerellales; Glomerellaceae
Exons: 2
Coding region: 1-780 (259 amino acids)
Source: RefSeq, a predicted model, not a curated record